Raphanus sativus (radish) is the source of this 1121-nucleotide messenger RNA. RefSeq names its product transcription factor JUNGBRUNNEN 1-like. The record is from RefSeq and is a predicted model, not a curated record. The transcript is spliced from 3 exons. Gene Ontology annotation, molecular function: DNA binding. Bases 84 to 899 code for a protein of 271 amino acids. Gene Ontology annotation, biological process: regulation of DNA-templated transcription. NCBI's taxonomy places the organism in Eukaryota, Viridiplantae, Streptophyta, Magnoliopsida, Brassicales, Brassicaceae.
AUAGAACUUUUUAUUCAGAGAGACUUAAUAGCUGAUGUUAAGAAAAAAAGAGACUUAAUAGCUGAUAUAUCGAUGUAGUGAAGAUGAGUGGUGAAGGUAAGGACGAAGAAGAAGAUGAAGCAAUACUUCCUGGAUUUAGAUUUCAUCCAACGGACGAAGAGCUUUUAGGGUAUUAUCUUCGAAGAAAAGUAGAGAACAAACCCAUCAAACUCGAGCUUAUUAAACAGAUUGAUAUCUACAAGUUCAAUCCUUGGGACCUUCCUAGAGUGAGCAGCGUCGGGCAAAAAGAGUGGUACUUCUUCUGCAUGAGAGGCAGGAAAUACAAGAAUAGCGUUAGACCAAACCGUGUCACCGGUUCCGGUUUCUGGAAAGCCACUGGUAUUGAUAAACCGGUUUAUUCCAAUUUUGACUGCGUCGGUCUAAAGAAAUCUUUGGUUUACUAUCUUGGUUCUGCCGGAAAGGGCUCCAAAACCGAUUGGAUGAUGCAUGAAUUCCGUCUAUCCUCCACCACAAAAACCGACUCAAGAGCUCAACAAGCAGAGGUCUGGACACUAUGCAGAAUCUUCAAACGAGUCACACAUAAGAGAAACCCAACGACCAUACAACCAAACCGUAAACCAGUUAUCACCUUAACUGAUUCAUGUUCUAAGUCGAGCAGCUUAGACUCCGAUAACACCAGUCACCGAGUAGUAGAUUCCUUGUCCCACAAGCUACACGAGACACAGACAGAGAAUCCUUAUUGGAACCAACUUACUACGGUUGGUUUCGGUCAGCCGACAUAUGCUUGUAAUGAUAACAACUUCUUGAGUUUCUUGAACAUCGACGGUGGAGAUUUUAUUGGAGACUCAGCAAGUUGGGAUGAACUUAGGUCUGUUAUAGAUGGAAACACCAAACACUAAUAAUAAUUCUCUUUUUUUGAGCUUUUUAUAAAGAAUAAAGCAAACUCAUUGCUUUUGUUUUGUAAGAUAAUAAUAUAUAUAUAUGACACUACUCAAGUUGCGGAUCCCAGGUAUCUUGCUGCUGACCAUCAGACCAGUGCAUCACUAUUGUGUCUAUAGUAACGGUUCGCUGUUUUGCUGUUAGGUCUUAGUCUUGACUUGAUAUUAUUGUAGCUAUUAUGU